Molecule: messenger RNA, 1197 nt
Organism: Fonsecaea multimorphosa CBS 102226
Lineage: Eukaryota; Fungi; Ascomycota; Eurotiomycetes; Chaetothyriales; Herpotrichiellaceae
Exons: 2
Coding region: 1-1197 (398 amino acids)
Source: RefSeq, a predicted model, not a curated record
AUGGCCCCUCCACGAAGCCGUCAUACGAAGUCCUCGAGCGUCGCCUCCAGCAGCAGCCCAGCAGAUGUCGCAGCAAACGGCAUUGCCACGACUCCAAGCUCCAAAUCCGACUCAGCUUCCGUCGCGCGCAAACGGCGUCCUUCGCGCUCGACCGCGUCGUCGCCUGCCGGCUCACCUGUCGUGGUCAUCCCAAACCCCUCGCCGAGAACGGAACUCCAGAGCAAUACCCCGAAGGCCGGUAUCUCACAGAGGAAAGAAUUUGAACCCUUGAAAUUAGCGGUCAUCCUGGUGUUGAGCACAGCGUUGGAGUCGGGGUUACAGACAGCGGCGUCAAUGGUCGGAGUAGGUGACCUAGCGGGAGUCUCGAGAUCGCCCGAUACGUGGGUCGAGGUCCUGGGAUUGCUGGGCUGGAAAAUAGCAAAACUAGGUGUAUACUGGGUUGGCGAUUUUGACGCGUACGACGUUGCUUCCCUCUCCCUCCUUCUCGACACCCCGCCCGCCCUUCUUCUGGGCCUCUUUUACGAGAUAUCUCCCGUGACACUGACGUCCACCACUCUCUCCUCCGUGAUCGCCAACUCCCUUCCAUACUACCUCCUCCGUCCCUUGUCCCCUUCGCACCACCCGAACAGCGCGCCAAAAUCGAGUCUUCGAAACCGGCCCAUUCUAACAGACCCGUACACGACCGUGGCGACGUCCCUGCUCGCGGCAGCCAUCUUUGCCGUCCUCCUCGAAGCAAGCUUCGCCACUUUCCUGCCGACCUGGCUCAUUGUCUAUUUCACGGGUCUCAGGACGCUAGAGCCCGCGCAUCUAGGUCCCGCGGGUCUGCCUACGCUCCUCCUGGCUUUGGUGCCUGCGGGCUGGGCGUGCAUGGAGUUCCUCUUUGCGCCGUCAACGGCGGCUGCGGGUGUCUCUACCGGCACAGUCGCACACCCCAGCAAAGUUUUUGAUCCUUCGACCGCCACUUUCUGGGGACACGUUUACCACAACGCGUGGGGUUGGUAUUCGGCGCGCCAGAAGGAAUUGAUCACUCGUACGGGUCUGUUGACCGGCUUAAUGGUUGCCGAGACCGUUCUGACGCUUUGGGGCACCGUAGCGGGAGUCGAAAUCACAGGUGCGCUCGGCUAUGCCGGUGUCUGGGGUCUGGGAUGUGUGGUUACAGGCGCUGUAUUGGACUGGGUCGGUGGGCCGAGUGAUUGA